AUGGCCCAACCAGUUGACCCCCUAGCUACGGAAUCUCUACCACCGUAUGAAAUCCUCCACUUUAUGUACGGUGUUGGCACUUACGCCGAAUUAACUAUACUUUGCUAUGGGAAACGAUUCCAUAUCACGAUAUCCGCCGAGAAUCUUCAAGGAGAUCCCAAUGUCGAAAGCGAAUAUUUGUCUCUACUCCGCAAGCUGGAUUCGGAUGAGCCAUUCGAGCAGAAUGAUGAUGUGGGCGAUCCAAUGGAAGAGCUAUGUUUCUGGAUUGCUUUCAAGUGUAACUCAGAGAUGAGAGUAUUGGGUUCCGAACGACAACCCCAACUUCACACUCUCUAUGAUUGGUUUUAUCCUGACACCCUCAUUCUUACUCCUAAAAUCAUUGAUGGGAGGCUGAAUGUGCAAUCCUCUACACCGAGUCAGCAGUUCCUGCAGGAACUUACGCCAAAUGUGGAAUUGCCCAGUUCGAUCGCAGACUUUGGGAUUCCAGUUGUUCCGCCCUCGAAAGUCUUGUUACCACAUGACACGGCAGGGGGAGACUUAUCUCAACGACCAACGAAGCAGCCCAUGUCAGUGAAAACGCAAAUCGAGAAAUAUCAGUAUUGCUCCGUAUUCAGAAACUCGGCCUGUCGGGCAUUAUCCGUGCGCCAACGAUACAUGAGUUCGUGGAUUUUCAGAGCGAUCCGAAACAUGAUAGAAAAGUUACAUGCUGCGGGGAUAGUUUGGGGUGAUGCGAAGCCGGACAACAUCCUGGUCGGUGCUGACGAUAAUCUUUGGAUUAUCGACUUUGGUGGGGGCUACACCCAUGGCUGGGUCGAUGAAGACAAGGAAGGAACUAUGGAGGGGGACAGCCAAGCACUUUCCAGGAUUGUUAAUUUUCUCUUGGAUAAAAGCUCGGAAUAA
Aspergillus neoniger CBS 115656 is the source of this 900-nucleotide messenger RNA. RefSeq lists its product as uncharacterized. The record is from RefSeq and is a predicted model, not a curated record. The coding region runs from base 1 to 900 and encodes 299 amino acids. The transcript has 3 exons. Lineage: Eukaryota; Fungi; Ascomycota; Eurotiomycetes; Eurotiales; Aspergillaceae.